Neospora caninum is the source of this 1959-nucleotide messenger RNA. RefSeq lists its product as hypothetical. Bases 1 to 1959 code for a protein of 652 amino acids. Lineage: Eukaryota; Apicomplexa; Conoidasida; Eucoccidiorida; Sarcocystidae. The transcript has 3 exons. The record is from RefSeq and is a predicted model, not a curated record. Gene Ontology annotation, cellular component: outer membrane.
AUGGCCGGUUCAGUUGUCCGUCCACUGCCUCAGGCCACGGCGCCCACCAUGGACAGGCCGCCGUGCGCAGACGAAAGGGUCGAGAUUGGACUGGACAUGCAAGCGCCGCUUUCCGGCGUUGUGGUCAACCUCGACGGCCUGCAAAAAGUUCGCCCGAGCAGUCUUCAGAACGAAUUCGCCGCUCUCAAAGGGAGUCAGACAGUUGGCGAGCUGCUCCAGCGACUGGAGGCGACCCACCACCGUCUCGAAGACCUCCGUUUGUUUCAGGCAGCGGUGAGCGAAGUUCACUGUGGAGCGCGCCCGGGCGAAGUCUCCGUGAACUUCUUUUUGAAAGAGAAAUCCGCCUCUUAUCUGUUUGGGACGUACGUGAACGCGAGAGGCGACGUCGAACUCGAGGCGAAUGCCCACGUCCCGGCGUUUCUCGGCGGCAUCCAAACGUUCUCGCUGACGGGCGGCGUGACUCCCGUCAGUUCCACAUCCCAGCUGAAGCUCUCUGCGGACCUCGCCUUUCCGCGCCUUCCGCGGUUCUCCUUCUUCUCCAGUCGUCUCUGUCCCUCUCGGCACCGGACUGAACUCGCUGCCUCCGGCGACGGCGGGUGCGAGAAGGCCGGCGAGAAGCCGGAAGCCGGGCUGUGCAGGAAGGAAGAGAAGACCGGUAAAAGUGCCUCUUCUGGGGGGCCUUCGUGUGGAGCACUUCACGAAGACGGCUUCUUUUCUUCCGGCCUAAUCAGGGCUUUCUCGACGCAGACGUCCUGGGCAGCCGCCUCGUCCUUCUUCCUCCAACAGACCGGCCUCGGUGCCCAUGCCUUCAGCCGAGACGGUCGGCACACGCUGGGUUGGGAGACGUGCAUGCGCGACAUCGUCCCUUCCUGCGACGCCUCCCGAAUGGCGUCUCCGUCGAUUCUCCGCACGCCUCUCCGCUCCCUGAAACACGGUCUUCGGUACGACUUCACGCUGGACCGCCUGGACAAGCAAAGCAGUCGCAAUGCCUCGGAAGCGUGCGACAGCGCCCGUACGCGUGGGAGCUCGGCUGGAGGACCGGGCGGCAGCCCCGAAGUGCCAAGCGUGGAAGGCGUGAAUGUGGACAACGGGCUCUUCCCCCGAAGCGGCUACGUGAUUAACGCAGGCGCUGAGGUAGCGCUUCCAGGCGGAGACGCGCGUUUCCUCAAGGCGCACCUCCAGGGGUUCGCCGCCGCCCCUCUCCCUGCCUCGUUGGCCUCGCUCUCCCGAGAAAAGAGUCGCCUUUCCUCUUCUGCGAAGGCCCCGUCUUCGGAGGGGAGUGAACUCGCACCGAGCAACACAGACGCAAAAACGCUGCCCUCGCCCUGGGUGCUCAGCGGCAGAAUCGGCUGUGGAUUCCUCAUUCCCGGAGGCGCCGGCGGCGCGAGUGUCUGCGACAAAUUCCGUCUCACGGGCCCCUACGGCGCUGGUACCGCCUUGAGGGGCUUCCGCAGUUACGCCGUUGGCCCCUCGGAUGUCUGUCACAUUCAGGAUCCGACGACGAAGCAUUGGCGUCCGGCUGUCGACUACCUCGGUGGCGAUUCGUUCCUUGCGUCUGAGGUGUGCUUGUCGUACGAUCUGCGCUUUCCGUCUUCGUGGAAAACGUCUUCUUCGGUCCCUCCCUCGCUGACUCAGCAGGGCGCUUCGCCCUCGACUCCAACCUCGCCCUUCCACCCCCGCGCCUUUUUGUUUGGGAGUGUCGCGACGCUGGGCGACGUCUUCUCUGCGACCGGCAGUCCUUUCUCGGGGGACGCCUCUGCUGCCAAAGAGUUGUUCUUCAACUUCACGGAGCUCCUAAGAAACUGGAGAGGCUCCGUGGGCUGGGGCCUCGCGCUCCCCAUCUACCGCGGCGUGUGGCUCGAGGGGCUUGUUGCGCUGCCAGUCAGGAAACAGCGAGGCGACGACGUCCAGCGCUUCCAGUUGGGCCUUCGGCUGUCUUCCGGAAGAAUGCCCGAGUAG